CAUGCGAUCAUAGUGCAGGUUGCGCGCGACCUGAUCGGAUGUAAGCUCUAGUAAUGUGAGGUUCACUUCAGAUGCGAACUUGAUCUGUCUGAAAACUUUAUUUUAUUCAGUGAUAAUUUGAAGCGUAUGUAAUUUGUACACUUUGAACGACUUUGUGCAUUGUUUUGCUGUUGACUAUAGCCACGUGUGUUUGAGUUUGUGACGUGAUAGUUUAAAUUGUUUGAAUGAACUUGAGAAUUGUCGUCGCCGAAUGUUUUUAAGUGAAAAUGAAGGUGUGGGAAGAUUCUGUAUCCAUGUGGACGUCGUCUCGUCUGGGUGUGGUGGCACUAAUUGAGACUAUCGUGAUGCCCGUCUGUUCACUUACCCGCUUGUACGAACAAAGUUUGUGGACAUCCUAGUGCAAUGAAGUUGACUGUAGGAUUACCAACCCCACGAGUUAAUCGGAAGGUUAUGAAAGGAUUGGCCACAAAGCGAACAGCUGUCGGCCAGCAGCGACUCAUAUCCGCAAGGACACAGGAGAGGACAACAGUAGAUCCUUGUGACAACUCUAAUGAUUCUGGACUUGGAUUUGACCAUCACCUGGAGUUCCAGCAAGCAGCCAGGUCAACUGUGAGAUUUGCAGACCAGGAGGGUUCCUGGGUAAACGAGCAUUCUGAAGUAAAGCGCAAGAAGUUGGAGAUCAAACUGGAAUCUGAUGAUGCAAAUGACAAUUUUACUUUCCCAGAAACAAUGAGCAGAAGAGACAAGAAAGGUGAAGAAACAGAAAGAGUAACACCAAGGACUGGGGAAGCUCUUGGGCAUUCAGAGACAGCGUCAGUAACAGUGGCCCGUACACAAGGCCGCCCCCAGGCCAUUGUGAGCCGACGCUGUGGAGGAGUGACCCUGGCAUCUCAACUGAUGGGGAUGAGUCGGGAUGGCAAGACACAUUUGCAGAUCCUCUGUCAGCCAGAACAGCAACACCGGGCUCGAUAUCAGACAGAAGGAAGCCGUGGCGCUGUUAAGGACCGCAGUGGGAACGGUUUCCCUGUAGUGAAGUUGGUGGGCUACAAUAAGCCAGCUACGUUGCAAGUUUUCAUUGGAACUGAUGUUGGACGUGUCGCUCCACACAUGUUCUAUCAGGCAUGUCGUGUCAGUGGUAAGAACUCGACACCGUGCAUGGAGAGAAAAAUUGAUGGCACCAUUGUCAUUGAAGUUGACUUUGACCCUGGAAAGGACAUGGUCAUAACGUGUGAUUGUGUUGGUAUCUUGAAGGAACGAAAUGUGGAUGUAGAACAUAGGUUUCCAGAUCAGUCAGGAUCACGUAACAAGAAGAAAUCUACACGGUGCCGCAUGGUGUUUCGUACCACAAUCACACAUCCUGAUGGCACCACAGAGAUUUUGCAAACAACCUCGCAGCCUAUUGUUUGUACCCAACCUCCAGGUGUGCCUGAGAUCUGCAAGAAGUCUCUGUCAGGAUGCCCUUGUACAGGGGGCAUGGAGCUGUUCAUUCUGGGCAAGAACUUCCUGAAGGAUACACGAGUAGUGUUCCAGCAUGGUGAUGCAUUGUCAGAGACACCUUGGGAGGAAUCUGUCCAGCCAGACAAAGAGUUCCUCCAACAGACUCACCUAGUAUGUGUGGUACCUCCAUACCGGCGGGUGGACCUGACCGAUCCAGUUACAGUAAGGCUUGUGGUGGUGUCCAGUGGAAAGACCAGUGAACCCCACACUUUCAUAUAUACCCCUACACUUCAGCCACCAGCUGUGGUUCCAGGAGGCACGCAACCAUGCGUUACACUGGUACAGUCGGCAGUAUCUCAUCCAGGUGCAGAGGUGUCGCAUGUAUUUGCCAGGUCAACACUUGUGCCAGGUUCUGGGCUUAUGCUGCCUGAUACUGGGCCCAACCCCAUUGUAAAUGGGACUGCAAAGUCCAGCCCCAAGAAAAUUGGAGAGACAGAGGUCCACCCUGUCAUGAUGUGGCAGUCAUCAUCUGUUCUUCCUCUCCAAGACACCUCAAAAGUGGAUAACAGAGCUCUAGAACCAAAGGAACUAGACCGAGUUCUGAGGGGAAGGAUGAUGCCUCCACCACUGUUACCCAUUGGAACACGCAGAGCUUCCUCAAACUUGCGUUUGAUAGUGCCAGACGCAGAUCCAGCCUCUCUGAUGCCAGAAAAGCUGAAGACUGAGCUGACAGAAGAAACGAAUGGCAAGAUUCCUGAAGACGUGAAGGGCAUUGAUCUGCGCAUGAAGCCUAUAGCAACUGUGGCAGAUCUGUCCAGCACUCAGUCACCAACCAUGGCUACAUUUCGACAGUUUGUGACAGGCAGUACCAGUGUGCCUCUCCCAAACCAGAGUGCACAUAGUGUGGAAAAAUACUUAUCAAAUCUUGAACAUGCCACUGACACUUCUGUGGUCGCAAAACCUACUUCAAAUCACCUAGCAUCAUCAUGCAAGAUAGCUGACCCUGCAGCUCCCACUGCCUCUCAGAUUUGUUUGAGUACACACACAGGCAAUCCUUCACAGUUUGACUCAACCUCAGCACUGUUUGGACAGCAACAGUCUGCCACUGCCACUUCUACAGGCACCGUAGAUCCGAAACUUCAGUAUGCAAGUGACUUACCCAUGCCUCUGUUGUACAGUGCACAGACAACUGUCACAAUGGCAGGGCAGGAGUGUAAACCUCAAUUUUCUGUUGAACAGGCAACUCUACUGCAACAGGCCAGUGCAGUUCAACGCAAGUCCAUGUUUGAUAAUACAUUAACCAUCACUCCCACUGCUGAGUCUGUUAUUGGGGGUAUGAGACCCAUAAUGAUAAUGCAGGAAUCUCAGAAUGUUGAAAAUCAGAUAUCAAGUAACAAUGCCUGUUCCACUCUGGUUGAAUCCCUGGAUCAAAAUGUAUCCAUGAUGAACACUGUGUCUGAGGCCCCAGAUCUUUUGCAGACAUCAUCUAGUCUGAUGUAUGGCAGUCCUGAGAGAGGUGCCAUAAGUUCUCUUCAUCCUGCUUCAACACAGUCUGCAGAAGCAAGCGUGCUGGAUAGUUUGUCCAAAGGGAGCAACUCUGUAGGAAUUGAUAAUAGCGUUCAUGAUUCCUCCCUGCUGUCUGCUCCACAACCAAUAUUGGGCGACCAGAUGUUGGCAGUUACACAGCCAUCCAUUAUUACUUCUUCACAGAGUGCAAGGUUAGAUGCAUUGGUCUCCUCAGCAAUGAACAGUCAUGUCUUGGGCUCAGGUAACCAUGUCCAGUCUUCAGACACCGAGAAGUUGGAUGCACUGGUGAACUCUGCAGCUGUUAGCCACAUGAUACCUACUUCUGCAGAUGACAUCAUGUUGAGCACACCGGUUCAGGCACCUUUGAGGCAGCAAGAUGUUGCAUCAGCAGACCAGAUGGCUUCCAUUCCUAUCAAAAAAAUGCCAGAUGCUGGUUUGGGGAGUUUUGAUCUCAUGCCAACUGAGCAUUCUAACACUCAGAUUUCUCAGGAGAGUGCUCAGCUGCUGAACAGUGCUAUGUCAGCAGCCUUGAAUGAGCAUCUGCUUGCCACAUCCAGUCAGGCUCAAGUCCAGGCAGAUGCCCAACUUAGCAUCACCACUCCCACUGUGUCAUCCAUCCCUGGAAGCACAGUUUAUACCAGUCAUGGCCAGACCUCUCCUGUUGUCUUGAAGGACCUGAUCCUGAACUCUUCUAUUGCAACCACUGCUGAACGUCAAAUUCUUGUUGCACGUCCUACAUGCACCUCACCUGCUGAUGUCAAGAACAUGAUUCUGGGAUCACCAGAUGCUUUGCCCCAUAAUCAAAUUCUUGCUUCCAGUUCUACAUCGCCAAUUGCUGUAAAGAAAAUGGUUGCUGUGGCAUCACCUGAAAGUCAGGUGCUUGUUGCUGGAACUGCUAAUGCUCCCAUUGAAAGCAUAAUGAAUGCAUCUAUUACACAGCAGGGGAAUGGCCAAGUUAUUGUUACCAGUCCCGCUUGUACUUCGCCGAUAGCCAUUAAAACCAUGAUUCUUGAAUCUGCGACAUCUGAUCCUUGCUUGGCAAACCCUGCCCACACUUCACCUAUUGCAGUAAAAACCAUGAUUUUGAACUCUCAGCUUUCAGGCAGUAUGGAAGAGAGUUUGCUGCCUAUGGAUGAGAGUUUGCUGCCAAGAACAACCCAGUCAGCACACAUAUCUGAAGAGAAUGCCAGGCUUGAUGCGCUGGUUCAGUCCACCCUGAAUGGCCAUGCCUUUGUAUCAAGUGCAACACAAGUAACACCAGCAAUGGAUAUUCACACAGGGGAUGGCAUCACAAUUUUGUCCCAACAGGCACAUGUGCAGCAGUCAUGUAAAGCCCCCUCCACAGCCUCACUCAUUUCACAACCUCCAGCAUGCAUAACCACACUUGUCACCCAGCCAUCAGAACCCUCAUCUCAUUUGUCUGUUCCAGCUGUAACAACAGGUGAUGCAUUAAUCAACACAAUAUUUACAACAAGUAGGAGUCCCACAAACCAAAACUCUCAUGUAGAAACUCACUGUUUCAACAAUGAAGAGGUUGUGAUAGUUGGAACAGACUCCCAAACACCUUGUUGUACUGGUGGCAGUGCUUUGCUCCAUGCCUCUCAGUUCACAACUGCAUCUUCCAACUCACAGAGCUUACUUACUGGAAUAACAAUGUCAUCUAAAGUGGCUGAAGAACUGGUGGCACAAAGCAGAAAUAGUUCUCCAGGGUUUGUCACCCAAAUGCUGCUUGGUCUGGCAGCAGAUGGAAAGAUGAAGAAGGAUUCAGAAAUUUCAUGUAUGUCUAGGGAUAAGACUACAGAGUCCCUGCAGUGUCAGACAAACUUUUCUGAAAGUAAGUUACCUGAAGCAAGACUCUUUGCUGCACCUGAAAUGCUGAAAGCAGCAGUAGGAGAUGUACCAAAUUCAUGCGGCCAAAGUCAGGUCACAGCAAUGAAUGGCUUAGUGAUCACUAAGGAGCAGUCGCAGGAGGUGCAGGAGCAGCAGUGCAAGCGGCAGCAACAUUCCGCCAUGCCGCAGACCACAACAUGUGUGACAGAGCCUACUGCAACCACUCCUGGACAUCCUCAAAAGAAGGGUGAAGAGGGGAUGGUACCACAGGAGCUCACGCAGAUGUCUGAGAAUGAUCUUCUGAGCUACAUCAACCCUAGUGCUUUUGACCAAGUGUGAAUGGUCAAAGUCAAAUGGUUCUCAGCCGCAGUAUUACUACUUCGUGGGACUCAUCUUAUGGUUAGAUUCCAUACGAAGGGUAAUUGCUUUUUGUUGCAAUAUUGUGUAUGUAACUUUGUAUUAUAGUAAUCUCAGCUGUAAGACCAUGCCAGUACAACCUGAAACUAAUUGUGUACGCUUUGAAUUUGUAUAAACUGAUUGUGGGAGUGGCAAAGUGUUGGCAGGCCAUUGUACAGUGCAUGUAAUGCAGAGAUCAGUGAUGUACAGUCAUAGAUCAGAGAUUUGUAGUAUAUAGUGAAAAACAUAUUUUUUACAAAUGGUAUGGUUACAUGGUAAGACUGGGAAUUAGGUUGGUAUUGCAUUUUGAGAGGCAACAGAAGGUAGGUUUAGUGCAAACAGAACUGACCCUUGUAACGGAUCCAAAGGCUAACAGAACUGGUUCCUUAGUGCAAAUGUAAGGCUAAUUCAAACAGUUUCUCACUUCUCAGUUUCCUUUGUUGAUAGACUGAUAUUGUUUUAUUUAGUUCAGGUUUUGCUCAAUGUAUCUCAGUUGCUAUUGUUAGCAUUAACAUUAAGAUGUAUAUUGUAUAUUGAGAGAAGUGAUAGGUGUAUAAAUGGUCACAUUGUGGUAUUCAUACAGCUUUGCUAGUGUGUUAAUCAGAUUAGAUUAUAAAGAAAGGGUCGGUAUUUUUUUAAAUGCUAAACCUUCAUUGUUGGUUCAAAAGUACAUUUUUAAUGACUGUUGUAGAUAGUUGGUCAUGUUUGUUAAAUGUUUUUAUUUUUGUUGAUGAGUGUACAACAUAUUGUGUGUUGACUGCUAAAAAUAUGUAAUACACAAGUCUGUGUGAUGCAUGUAUUUCUGAUUGCAAAAAUGGAAUCAAAUAGUGUGUGACGGGAAAUGGGCAGUCUGACACUGUGUCUGACUUAGAAUUAUGUUCAAACCAUACCAGUAGAUAUUAAUGCAUUCGUUAUCCCUCAGAAGUUUCAUCUACAGAUUAUAUUAAAAAUACAAAAGAACACUGCAACAGACCAUCAUAUGUUUGUGUGUCAUAGUUGUUUUAGUUCCAAAAUUGUUGCAAUUAGACUUGAUUAUGCAGUGUAAAGUGAUGCUUAUUCACAUCACAGGAAUAAGUAUUUGUCUGUUAUAUGGGAUUUCUUUCUUUCUUUAUUUAUCAUACUCGGUACUCUGAACAUGGCCUUAUCUUACUGAAAAUGAAUUCAGAUUAUUUAUUCCUGUCAUUUUGGAAAUGUCACAUUUUUGGAACAGUAUCCAAAAUGUUUUACAACCUUUUCCCUUUGGGAAAUGAAAACUUUGCCUUUCGUUCAAUGAAAGGUUCCAGCUUGCCUGCUUUUCUGUGUUCUAGCGUUAUAAGAAUCUAUAUAUAAAAUGCAAAAGGUACUAUUGAAAAAUGGCUUUAUAAGUAUAUUACAGAAAUAAAACUUGUUCAGAAGUAUGUCAGGAGAAUUAUUUGAUUACUCCUGGUGCUACUUGUAAUUCAGUAGUGACAAUAACUAAAGUCAGUAAUUCCCUCAUUCAUAUGAUGACUGAAUGUAGAAGUAAUCUUCAACUUGGAAGUGCAUCAUGGGAACCUUUUCUGAGUCAUUUCAGUCGCAUCCACAUUAUCAUGUUUCCAAGAACUAUUUUAAUAAUACGAUCUUCCUGUCUUAUACAGAAUGAUCAAAAAGUCAUGUAGCCCAUACCUGACACGUGUUCUAUUUGUGAGAAAAUAAACUACACUGAAAUCAGAAAACAAAAAACAA
Molecule: messenger RNA, 6894 nt
Organism: Zootermopsis nevadensis
Lineage: Eukaryota; Metazoa; Arthropoda; Insecta; Blattodea; Termopsidae
Gene: NFAT
Product: nuclear factor of activated T cells 3
Biological process (GO): regulation of transcription by RNA polymerase II
Cellular component (GO): transcription regulator complex
Molecular function (GO): DNA-binding transcription factor activity, RNA polymerase II-specific; transcription factor binding; RNA polymerase II cis-regulatory region sequence-specific DNA binding
Source: RefSeq, a predicted model, not a curated record